AUGGCCUUCACUAUUACAUCCUACUUGUUGCGAGCGAGGCAGGGCUGGGGCCCUGCGUCUGAGUCGUCGACGGACUCCUGGGCUCUCCCCGGAGGCUUCGUGGACGAGGGUGAGGGUCUGGACGCAGCCGCCGGCCGUGAGCUGCAGGAGGAAACCUCCGUGGACCCUGCCACGGUGACACUCACACAGGUUGGCGCCUUCGCUGACCCCGGUCGCGACCCGCGGGGUUGGACCGUCACGGUGGCGUACGCGGCACUGGUGCCUACCACCAACCUGGGGGUCAAGGCGGCGGACGACGCCAAGGACGCCCGCUGGUUCGACGUGACCAUGUUGCCGCUGCUGGCCUUUGAUCACAAGCUCGUCGUGCGAACCGCUCUGCGGCACCUGGCCAAGCAGCCGGCCGCGGGGGCAGUGGCCGGACUAUCUGCCACCCUGGAGGCGGCGGCGGACAAACUGGACGGACCUUGGAAAACUGAAGCCUGA
Volvox carteri f. nagariensis is the source of this 483-nucleotide messenger RNA. RefSeq lists its product as uncharacterized. Bases 1 to 483 code for a protein of 160 amino acids. NCBI's taxonomy places the organism in Eukaryota, Viridiplantae, Chlorophyta, Chlorophyceae, Chlamydomonadales, Volvocaceae. The transcript is spliced from 5 exons. The record is from RefSeq and is a predicted model, not a curated record.